AUGAGACUGGCCGUGUACGCCGGGGCCUCCGUGGUCUUGGCCACCGGUGUGUUCUUGAAAGCUCUACAUCAGAGAGCAAACUUCUACGCGGCCUGUGUGUAUCUCUCGCAGAGCAGUGCUAAUCUUAUGAUUCUCACCAAUCUGUGCCUUCUUGCUACCGGAUUCAUCCUUUUUUGGCUACAGCGACUUCUCUACGGACGCCUACGACCGAUCGAGACGGAACAACUAUAUGAGCGAGCAUGGUUCGCGGUGACGGAGACGUGUCUGGCCAUGACCAUCUUCCGGGGAGAACUCGGGGGAUGGUUUCUGGUCAUGUUCAUCUCCCUUUUGGUUGGAAAGGUCUGGGGUUGGAUUGGAGAAGGACGUGUAGAAUAUCUCGAACAACAGCCUCCCCCCAACCCGCGAUUGUUUCACAUUCGACUAGCACUCUCGCUCGUCUUGACGGUUCUUUUCAAUGCCCUCUUGCUGCAGUACUCUAUCAACACCGUGAUCCACCAAGCCCGGCCCGACAUGAUGGUCAUGUUCGGUUUUGAAUUUGCAAUUUUGGUCAUCUUAUCGAGCUCUACCCUCGCUCGGUAUGGCAUCGCAUUGGUGGAGAUCUAUAUCACUCGCCAGCAGAUCAAGAAGAGGAUGGAGGAACGUCGAGCAGAGAUCCGGGCCUCCCGUGUUGAGGCCAUCAGAGAGCGUGCCCGUGCUGGGGAGAGUUCCCCUCCUCCUUCCUCAGAUCUUCCGGAUGAGAAUGACGUGAAUGAGCUGGAGAUCGAUGUCCCGGGCUGGGAAGAAAAAGGCAGAUGGGUAUUCUACCUCGACUUGCUCACCGACUUUGUUAAACUUGUCGUCUACUUGGUCUUCUUUGCCAUCCUUCUAGCGUUCUUCGGCUUGCCAAUUCAUAUUCUACGCGAUGUCGUCGUCACAAUCCGCUCCUUCGCCCGGCGUAUUAUGGAUUUCCUGCGAUUCCGGAACGCAACUCGUGACAUGAAUGAACGAUACCCAGACGCUACUGCAGAGGAGGUCGCACGGGAAGAAGUUUGCAUUAUCUGUCGGGAGGAGAUGGUAUCAGCUCAGCCUGCUCCAGAUGCUGGCGGGGAAGCUGACCAACAAGCCCCAAGGAGGACGCAACGAGUGCCGGACCGACUACGUCCCAAGAAGCUGCCUUGUGGUCACAUCCUUCACUUCGCUUGUCUUCGCAGCUGGCUGGAGCGACAGCAGAACUGUCCAACCUGCAGGCGGCCUGUGCUGGGAAUUGCUGGUGCCGCUGUAGCGGCUGGCGUUAAUGCUAACGCUCCUGGAAACGGAGCUGGUAUCCAGCCAAACAACGUUGGCGCAAAUCAGAUGCCCGGUCAGCCUGGAGCUCAGGGGAAUGACAUACCCAGACCUCGCGUCUAUCAAUUUGGCCCGUUCCGAGUUGGAUUUGGGGCUGUUCGUGGUGAUCUCUUCCAGAAUCUUCAUCAGCAAAUCCACCAGCCCAAUGCACCCAUGCAACCCGCUCCUGAUGCCAAUCCACAAGGUGCGCGUCAAAUAGGCUUUGGUUUUGGUUUUGGCCGCCGACCCCCAGUGCAGGCACCGACACCAACUGCAACUUUCCAAAACCAGCCCGGGACCGCAUCUAACUUUGCCGACAUCAAUACUCAAUUACAACAAGUCGAGCAGCGGAUUGCGCAAGAGAUCAACUCUCUGCGAAUUGCGACCGAGCAAUUGCGACAUGUGCGUCACCUUCAGAUGGAACUUGAUCGACUCCGUCAACAGCAAGCAAACCCACCAGUCCAGACUCCGACAUCUUCAGUCCCUACCACAAUGCCACCCAGUACGUCGACGAUCACAUCACGCCGUCAGUUUGUCUCGAGCCCCGGUGCCACACCUUUGGCAUCUGGAGACUCUCGCCUUCCAGAAGGCCUCAGUAUUCCUCCUGGGUGGACGCUACUUCCUCUUCACUCAACUGAGCAAGGGCUGGGCGGUGUUCCUCAGGAACUCCGCUCACCCCCCACAGUACCUGGCUCCUCACUAUCCACGCAAAUACCAACCACCACGGUCAAUUCUGGGGAUUCUUCUGUCUCAAACCCGACGCCUCCUAGCAAUAGUCAAAGCGAAGAGGUGGAAGCACCUACACAUUCCACAGCUUCUGCCAUGGACAGCAGUACGCCGAAUUGGACCACGUCUGCUGACGCACCAGCGGGGGAUCAGCGUGCGGAGUCCCCCUCGCAGGAAUGGACGGAUGUACAGUCGGAACAAGUCCCUGAGUCGAGCCCGGGCCUUAUCCCAUCCACAUGGGGUAGCAAUGGGCAAGCGAGCAAACCAGUUUCCGAUUCCGACAACACAAAUGCCGAUUCUCAGUCCAAGGGCAAGGGCCGUGCAGCCACGGUGGAGGAGGCAGCUGAUGAAGAGACAACAUAG
Molecule: messenger RNA, 2391 nt
Organism: Penicillium macrosclerotiorum
Lineage: Eukaryota; Fungi; Ascomycota; Eurotiomycetes; Eurotiales; Aspergillaceae
Gene: hrdA
Product: E3 ubiquitin-protein ligase HRD1
Exons: 3
Coding region: 1-2391 (796 amino acids)
Cellular component (GO): cytoplasm
Molecular function (GO): zinc ion binding
Source: RefSeq, a predicted model, not a curated record